This is a messenger RNA of Lonchura striata (white-rumped munia), 2172 nucleotides long. The record is from RefSeq and is a predicted model, not a curated record. Lineage: Eukaryota; Metazoa; Chordata; Aves; Passeriformes; Estrildidae.
AUGCUCCCCCCGAGCUGUCGCCGCCGCUGUCCCGCAGGGAAUGUCGUGGACGGCCAGGCCCCGCGGCCCGUGGCCAGCCAGCUGCGCUGGGACCUGACGGCCGAGCAGAUCGAGGCCAUGGCCGCCGAGCUGACCGAGAGCACCAAGCUGGUGUACGACCGCGUGGGAGCCCAGGAGCGCGGGGAGGUCUCCUACGAGAACACGCUGAAGGCUCUGGCGGACGUGGAGGUGGAGUACACAGUCCGUAGGAACAUGCUGGAUUUCCCCCAGCACGUGUCCCCCUGCAAGGCCACCCGCGCCGCCAGCACCGAGGCCGACAAGAAGCUCUCGGAGUUCGACGUGGAGAUGAGCAUGAGGCAGGACGUGUACCAGAGGAUUGUGUGGCUCCAGGUGUGUCCUCUGCCACCUGCAACCCCCUGGAAUUCCAGCAGAUCCUUCUGCCUCAUCCCAGAGCUGAGAAGGGAACGAUGCAGGAGUGGGGCGUGGAAAAUCAAAGCUAUCAAGAAAAAGCUGAGCGUGCUGUGCAUCGACUUCAACAAGAACCUCAACGAGGACACCACCUUCCUGCCCUUCUCCAGGGAGGAAUUAGGGGGGCUCCCUGAGGACUUCCUGAACUCCCUGGAGAAGACAGAGGAUGGGAAGCUGAAGGUCACCCUGAAGUACCCACACUACUUCCCCCUGCUGAAGAAGUGCUACGUGCCCGAGACCAGGAGGAAGGUGGAGGAGAUGUUCAACUCCAGGUGCAAAGAGGAGAACUGCCUGAUCCUGAAGGAGCUGGUGGACCUGAGGGCUCAGAAGGCCAAUCUGCUGGGCUUCAGCACCCACGCCGACUUCGUGCUGGAGAUGAACAUGGCCAAGAGCAGCCGGACGGUGGCCACGUUCCUGGAUGAGCUGGCCCAGAAGCUGAAGCCCCUGGGGGAGAAGGAGCGGGCUGUGAUCCUGGACCUGAAGAAGAAGGAGUGCGAGAAGCGCGGGCUGGACUUCGACAACCGCAUCAAUGCCUGGGACAUGCGCUACUACAUGAACCAGGUGGAGGAGACCAAGUACAGCGUGGACCAGAACCUGCUCAAGGAGUAUUUCCCCAUGCAGGUGGUCACCACGGGCCUCCUGGCCAUCUACCAGGAGCUGCUGGGCCUCACCUUCCACCUGGAGGAGAAGGCUCAGGUGUGGCACGAGGACGUGCAGCUCUACACGGUGAGGGACGCGUCCUCCGGGGAGACCAUCGGGAAGUUCUACCUGGACCUGUACCCACGGGAAGGGAAGUACGGACACGCCGCCUGCUUCGGCCUCCAGCCCGGCUGCCUCUUGCCGGACUCCAGCCGGCAAAUCUCGGUGGCCGCCAUGGUGGCCAACUUCACCAAGCCCACGCCGGACGCCCCUUCCCUGCUGCAGCACGACGAGGUGGAGACUUACUUCCAUGAGUUUGGGCACGUCAUGCACCAGCUGUGCUCUCAGGCGGAGUUUGCCAUGUUCAGCGGGACGCACGUGGAGCGGGACUUUGUGGAGGCCCCGUCUCAGAUGUUGGAGAAUUGGGUGUGGGAGAAGGAGCCGCUGCUGCGCAUGUCCAGGCACUACAAGACGGGGAGCCCCAUCCCGGAUGAGCUGCUGGAGAAGCUCAUUAAAUCCCGGCAGGCAAACACAGGGCUCUUCAACCUGCGCCAGAUCGUCCUGGCCAAGGUGGACCAGGCGCUGCACACCCAGACCAAGGCUGACCCCGUGGAGGUGUUUGCCCAGCUCUGUGAAGAGGUGCUGGGUGUCCCUGCCACCCCAGGUACAAACAUGCCGGCCACCUUCGGCCACCUGGCCGGGGGCUACGACGCCCAGUACUACGGCUACCUCUGGAGCGAGGUGUACUCCAUGGACAUGUUCCACACCCGCUUCAAGCAGGAGGGAAUCAUGAACUGCAAGGUGGGCAUGGAUUACAGGAACUGCAUCCUGCACCCCGGCGGCUCCGUGGACGCGGCUGACAUGCUGAGGAGGUUCCUGGGCCGGGAGCCCAAGCAGGACGCCUUCCUGGCCAGCAAGGGACUGAAGGUGGAGAGCAGCUCGGUGCCUUCGGCCUGAGGUGCUGCUGGGCCCUGCCAGGGGAAGCUCCUGCCCACGCACCCACCCUGGCCUGGCUCCUGUCACCAAACAGCCCCGGCCACCCCUGCCUGGAGCUGCCCCUCCAUG